Molecule: messenger RNA, 1683 nt
Organism: Plenodomus lingam JN3
Lineage: Eukaryota; Fungi; Ascomycota; Dothideomycetes; Pleosporales; Leptosphaeriaceae
Cellular component (GO): mitochondrion
Molecular function (GO): FAD binding; catalytic activity
Source: RefSeq, a predicted model, not a curated record
AUGGCGACUCCGGCGCGUAUCAUUCCUUCCUUGCGGCGAGCAGUGCUCUCGUCGAGGUCUUGCUCAAAAUUUCAAUAUAUAAAAGCUGCAACUCAAAUUCGUUGCAACGGGAGUACAGCUGCGCCAACAAGUGCGACUUCGGAGCCUCAUCAGCCCGAUGGAAAGGGAACGGUGACGGGUGCGGCUGCGUCUUCAAAAUCUAUCAAAUUUACAUCAGAGUCAUACCCGCAAUUACAAAGAGAUUCAAAGUACACAAAAUUAAGUCAAGAGCAUGUGAAAUAUUUUCAGGAUCUUCUUGGCUCGGAAUCUGCAGUUAUAGAUGGCAUCACUCAAGAUGCAUCAGAAGACAUUGAGCCAUUCAACAGCGAUUGGAUGCGCAAGUUUCGUGGUCAUACCAAGGUAGUCUUGAAGCCAAAGUCUACAGAAGAAGUUAGCAAAAUCCUCAAGUACUGCAAUGACAAUAUGCUUGCGGUUGUUCCACAAGGUGGUAACACUGGACUCGUGGGUGGCUCCGUUCCUGUGUUUGAUGAAAUAGUCAUCAACAUGCAGCGAAUGAACGAGAUUAGAUCGUUCGACGAAGUCUCUGGUAUCCUGGUUGCUGAUGCCGGUGUCAUUCUUGAGAAUGCCGAUAACUUCCUGGCAGAAAAAGGCCACAUCUUCCCCUUGGACCUUGGCGCAAAAGGCUCAUGCUACAUCGGUGGUAAUGUCGCAACAAACGCGGGAGGGCUUCGGUUGUUGCGGUACGGUAGCUUCCACGGAAAUGUCUUGGGUCUUGAAGCCGUUCUUCCAGACGGCACCAUCGUUGACGAUCUUUCCACGUUGCGAAAGAAUAACACUGGAUAUGACAUGAAGCAUCUUUUCAUUGGCGGAGAAGGAACGAUUGGUAUUAUCACCAAAAUUGCCAUUAUCUGCCCAAGACGAUCACCAGCAGUCAAUGUGGGGUACUUUGGACUUGAAAGCUACGAAAAGGUCCAACAAGCCUUCAUUGAGGCUAAGGGGCACUUGUCAGAGAUUUUGUCGGCCUUCGAACUGAUGGACGGUAGAACACAAAAGCUAGUAAAUAGGGUCAAAGGAAAGAAGAUGCCACUAGAAGGCGAUCACCCUUUCUACUGCCUUAUCGAAACCAGCGGCUCUAAUACAGACCAUGACGGCGAGAAACUCCAAGCUUUUCUUGAACACGUCAUGGAGUCCGAAAUUGUCUCUGAUGGCGUUCUCGCUCAGGAUCAAACCCAAAUCGCUGAACUCUGGUCAUGGCGUGAAGGCAUCACCGAGUGUCUGGGCCACGAUGGCGGUGUCUACAAAUACGACCUUUCCAUCCCCAUCGCUGAGCUAUAUGAUUUGGUCAACGACACGAGGGAUCGCCUGACCGAAGCUGGUCUCGUUGGCACAGACACCUCGCACCCGGUUGUUGAUGUUGUUGGCUACGGCCACAUGGGCGAUGCUAACCUACACUUAAACAUCCCGGUCAGACGAUUUGAUAAGACGGUCGAGAAAGUGCUAGAGCCGUGGGUAUACGAGUGGGUACAGAAGCGCAAUGGAAGUAUCAGUGCCGAGCAUGGCUUGGGGGUGACGAAGAAGCCCUACAUUGGAUAUAGCAAGAGCGAGACCAUGAUUGGACUGAUGAAGCAGAUUAAGAAUCUCUAUGACCCGAACGGCAUUAUGAAUCCGUACAAGUACAUAUAG